CUUGGUCUUGGGCUUUAGGCCCAACACAUAAUGGGCCUUCUCUUUCCUUAGUCCUAAAUUGAGUUUGAGAUUUGGUCUGAAAAUCUCUCUCCCUCCGAUCGAGAUUGGCUCUCCGGUCGCCGCUUUGCUCCGUUGCCAUUUUCCCCUCCGAUCACUUCUUCCAUUCGCUAAAGCUAACAAAGAAGAAGAAUGAGGAUAGCUCUUCCUCAUCAUCAUCAUCAACAUCAUCAUCGGUUUCUCCGAAAUCUCAGAAACCUCUGCACUUUCUCCAAAGGUAACAACGAAGAAAGCGACACUCGCUUCGUUUCGAUCUUAAACGACAUAGUACGCGGUGACAAGAGCUGGACAAUUGCAUUAAACGACACCUUCAUUUCCAGAACAUUGAAGCCUCACCAUAUAGAAAAGCUGUUGAUCAAAACUUUGGAUGAUUCCAGGUUAGCCUUGAGAUUCUUCAACUUCUUAGGUCUUCACAGAGGCUUUACUCAUUCAACGAAGUCGUUUAGUAUUCUGAUUCAUUCUUUGGUUCAGUCUAAGCUGUUUUGGCCAGCCUCGUCGUUAUUGCAAACCCUUCUUCUUCGUGGAUUAAAUCCUAAUGAGUGUUAUGUUCAAAAUAGGAAAUUUAUGGAUGGUGUUAUAGUUUUGAAGCUCAUGAGGGAUUGUAGAUUGGUGGAGUUAUUGCCUGAGGUUAGAACUUUGAGUAGUUUGUUGAAUGGACUUGUGAGAAUUAGGCAAUUCAAACUUGUUGUUGAAUUGUUUUAUGAGUUUGUGAAUAAAGGUCUUCAGCCUGAUGUUUAUGUGUACACCAUUGUUGUUAAAAGUUUGUGUGAAAUGAAGGAUUUUAACCAAGCUGAGAAUGUGAUUGAUUGUGCUGAAUCUAAUGGGUGUGAAUUGAGUGUUGUAAUGUAUAAUGUGUUUAUUCAUGGGCUUUGUAAGAGCUACAAGGCGAGUAAGGCGAUUGAGGUUAAGAACUUGUUGAGUCGAAAGGGAUUGAGAGCGGAUAUUGUUACGUAUUGUACUUUGGUGCUUGGGUUUUGUAGAGUUCAAGAGUUUGAGGUUGGUAUGGGAUUGUUGUAUGAGAUGAUUGAAUUGGGGCUUGUUCCUAGCGAGGCAGCUGUUUCGAGUGUUGUGGAGGGAUUGAGGAAGAAGGGGAUGAUUGAAGUGGCUUUUGAUUUGGUUAAUGAUGUUGGUAAAGUUGGGGUUGUACCUAAUUUGUUUGUUUAUAAUUCUUUGAUUAAUUCUUUGUGCAAAGAUGGGAAGGUAGACAAGGCGGAAUCACUUUUUAAUAAGAUGGGGACGAAGGAUUUGUUUCCGAAUGAUAUUACUUAUUCUAUUUUGAUAGAUUCUUUCUGCAGAAGUGGUAAAAUGGAUGCUGCUGUACGAUAUUUCGAUAGAAUGAGCGAGACUGGGAUAAAAGCAACGGUGUAUACGUACAAUUCUUUGAUAAAUGGGGCGUGUAAGUUCGGGGAUCAAGCUGCAGCGAAGUCUUUCUUCACCGAAAUGAUCAGAAAAGGUGUAAUGCCAAAUGUUGUAACCUAUACAUCACUGAUAAGCGGGACUUGCAAAUCUGGAGAAUUAACCGAGGCAUUUCGACUAUAUCAUGAAAUGACUGGGAAGGGCAUUGCGCCUAAUAUUUACACAUUCACUGCUCUCAUUUCUGUCCUUUGUCGGGUGAAUUUGAUGCUUGAAGCAAGUAAACUUUUCAAUGAAAUGAUCGAAAGAAGAAUUAUGCCCAAUGAGGUUACUUACAAUGUCAUGAUAGAUGGUUACUGUAGGGAAGGGAACACCACAAGUGCCUUUGAACUGUUUCAUGAAAUGGUGAAGAGGGGUCUUACGCCCGACACAUAUACUUACAGAGCUCUAAUAAGUGGUCUAUGCACUACAGGUAGAGUUUCCGAAGCCAAUGAUUUUGUAAACCACCUUCAUAAUGAGAACUGUAAUUUAAAUGAGAUGUGUUACAGUGCACUUCUACUCGGUUUAUGCAAGGACGGGAGAGUAAAAGAUGCAUUGGGUGCUUGUCGCGAGAUGCUCGAAAGAGGUAUUGACUUGGAUCUGGUUUGUUAUGCUAUACUUGUUUAUGGAACUUUAAAGCAACAGGAUACCGAAAAGCUCUUCAGUGUCUUGAAGAAGAUGCGUGAUCAACAACUGAGACCUGAUAAUGUAAUAUACACGAGUAUUAUCGAUGCAUAUGGAAAAUCGGGGAAGUUUAAGGAGGCUUUCGGGGUUUGGAACAUUAUGGUUGGCGAAGGCUGCAUUCCUAACGUUGUAACGUAUACGUCCUUGAUACACGGCUUAUGCAAAGCUGGAUAUCUACAUCAAGUAGAGCUUCUUUACAAUGACAUGAUGAAUGGCAACUCUCUUCCGAAUCAUGUAACGUACGGUUGUUUCUUGGACCACCUUAGCAACGAAGGAGAAAUGGAUAAAGCCCUACAACUCCACGAGACCAUGCUCGAAGGGUGUUUAGCUAACACUGUAACGUACAACAUUCUCAUUCGAGGUUUUUGCAAAAUGGGGAAGUUCGAGGAGGCCUCCAAACUCCUCGUUGGAAUGACAAACCAUGGCGUUUUUCCAGAUUGCGUUACCUAUUCAACCUUUAUCUACGAGCAUUGUAGACGGGGCAAUUUGCACGAUGCAAUCAGACUCUGGGAUACCAUGCUCGAUAAGGGUUUGAAGCCUGAUACGCUGGCGUAUAAUUUUGUGAUAUACGGUUGUUGUGUCAAUGGGGAAACGGGGAAGGCGUUCGAGUUGCGUGAUGACAUGAUUAGACGAGGGUUGAAGCCGGAUCGAUUUACGCAUAACUCACUCAUGCGUGCAACCAACUUGCAUAGUUAGCAAGCAUAGAUUAACAACAUAGGAAAUGAAAUUUGCUAAAGUAAAAUCUCUCAAUUUUUUUUUAUUGAGCAAACAAGUGAUUCACUUGUGUGGCAACAAGUUUUGUAAUGUUGUUUGUGAUAUUUUUGUAUAUUAUUAUUAUUAUUACUAA
Cannabis sativa is the source of this 2980-nucleotide messenger RNA. Its product is annotated as putative pentatricopeptide repeat-containing protein At5g59900. Lineage: Eukaryota; Viridiplantae; Streptophyta; Magnoliopsida; Rosales; Cannabaceae. The transcript is spliced from 2 exons. The record is from RefSeq and is a predicted model, not a curated record. Gene Ontology annotation, molecular function: protein binding. The coding region runs from base 190 to 2829 and encodes 879 amino acids.